AUGGAAAAGAUAAAGAAAGUGUCCUUAGGAGUUCAAAAGAAGACCAAAGCGACCAAACAAAGCAAGAAGAAAUUCCUCAACAUUGUUUUAGACUACCUCAAAUCUGACUGUUACAUGUUUGCUCCUCUCAUUUCUCCUCCUCUGUUUGGAGUGAAAAUGAAAGAAGUCAUUAAAGGAAACAAGAAGAACGUGUUAAAAAAGGUUGGAAAGUAUAUGAAAUCUAACACUUACAUGUAUGCGUCCUUGGUUUUUUCUCAGCUGAUUGGUUCUUCUACUUUCGCUAGAAUGAGAAUGAUGGACGGGUACAUAGCUGUACGAGAAAAGACAAAGUAA
Theobroma cacao (cacao) is the source of this 333-nucleotide messenger RNA. NCBI's taxonomy places the organism in Eukaryota, Viridiplantae, Streptophyta, Magnoliopsida, Malvales, Malvaceae. The record is from RefSeq and is a predicted model, not a curated record.